AUGGCUCAAACAAUCUCGCCUUUUAUACGGUCGCCGUUCACGGAUAUCACCGGUGGCCUGGUGUCCCAUCAACUUCUAGAUCGCUGCGCGAAACAAGAGAUGGCUUUCAUGGACUGCCUCGAGGCUUACGGCCUGGACCGCGGUCUGAAGAAGUGCCAGGCCCUAUUCGAGGAUUUCCAUGAGUGCCAAACUUACUGCAAGCAGUUGAAGCGUUUCACAGCCAUGCGUCGGGAACGCGACCGUCAGAUCGCCUGCGGCAAGCUGUGCAAUGAUAACAAGUAUGUGUCACCGAGAAUCGACAGUUACUAG
Amyelois transitella is the source of this 309-nucleotide messenger RNA. RefSeq names its product NADH dehydrogenase [ubiquinone] iron-sulfur protein 5. The transcript is spliced from 2 exons. NCBI's taxonomy places the organism in Eukaryota, Metazoa, Arthropoda, Insecta, Lepidoptera, Pyralidae. The coding region runs from base 1 to 309 and encodes 102 amino acids. The record is from RefSeq and is a predicted model, not a curated record.